AUGCUGCUGUAUGCCAUCCACAGAGAUGCCUGGCUGGCUGAGUCCUCCUCCGACCCCAUGGACUCCUUUCAGUGCAACGUCCAGCAGCUGUUGGUGGUUAAAGAAGAGGUUCCACCCUCCAGUGUGGACCAGGAGGACCCAGAGCCCCCACACAUUAAAGAGGAGCAGGAGGAGCUGUGGAGCAGUCAGGAGGGAGAGCAGCUUCAAGGUCUGGAGGAGGCUGAUAUCACCAAGUUCCCAUUCACUCCUGUCCCUGUGAAGAGUGAAGAUGAUGAAGAGAAACCUCAGUCCUCACAGCUUCAUCAAAGACUAACUGAACAGAUGGAAACAGAAGCUGAUGGAGAGGACUGUGGAGGACCAGAACCACUCAGGAACUCACAAUCAGAUGGGUACGUAAAGCCGGUCAGUGAAGACGAAUCUCUGGACUCUUUUCAGAUUGAAGUCAGUAUUGAUGAUUGGGAGGAGACCAGAGAACCUCUGUCAAGUUCAAACUCUGAGAAAAAUGAUGGAGUCCUUGUCAGUGAUAAGAAACAUAGGACUGGAAAGGAACCAUUUAGCUGCUCUGAAAUUCAUGCAGGAGAAAAACCAUUCAGUUGCUCAGUUUGUGGUAAAACUUUUAAUGAACGUUGGAAUCUAAAGAAUCACAUGAGAACUCAUACAGGAGAGAAACCAUUUUCUUGCACAGUGUGUGGGAAAGCUUUCAGUGAAAGUGGAAAACUGAAGGCACACAGUAGAACUCAUACAGGAGAGAGACCAUUUAGUUGCACAGUGUGUGGUAAAGCUUUUCAUGAAUGUGGGAAUCUAAAGAAUCACAUAAGAACUCAUACAGGAGAGAAACCAUACAGCUGUUCAGUUUGUCAGAAGUCUUACGCACACAGUGGUGGUUUAUACACACACAUGAAAUCCCACAAAAGAGACAACAGCUUCAGCUGCAGUGUUUGUGACCAAAGAUUCACUUUGUAUGAACGUCUCAGAGACCAUCAGUGUGUCGGUGGUCAGUCCUCACAGCUUCAUCAGACUCAAACUGAGGAGAACAGGGAGGCAGAGCCUCCAGCCAGCAGCUCAACUCAACACAUGGAAACAGAAGCUGAUGGAGAGGACUGUGGAGGACCAGAACCAGCCAGGAACUCACAUCCAGAUACUGAUGAUGACCGAUGUUUUUUCUGAACUUGUCUGAGCUCCUCACCAUGUUUCUUAGGCUCAGCUCAGACAUCCUACAGAGGAAAGUCAUUUUAACCUCUUCUACCAACAAUCUGAUUGAUUUGGUCACUACCUAAAGCUCAUGACCAAAGAGAUGAAAUAUCCUGACGUCCCUGAACUGGUCCCCUCUACACACACUCUUGUUCCCUUUGUAAAAUGGGAACCACCACCUCAGUCUGCCACUUCACUGGCACUGUACCCGACCUCCAGGCGACCCUGAAAGUGAUGUCAACCAAGACAUCCCAACAAUGUCCAGAGCUUUCAGCA
Messenger RNA from Plectropomus leopardus (leopard coralgrouper), 1467 nucleotides. NCBI's taxonomy places the organism in Eukaryota, Metazoa, Chordata, Actinopteri, Perciformes, Serranidae. The record is from RefSeq and is a predicted model, not a curated record.